UAAUCUUCUGGGACAUAAGGUGCAUUGAGAGCUGAGACCCUACGCACAGGAGCAGGGAGCUGCCACUGGAGCUGCCACCAUGUCGGUGAAAUUUGAGAUUGCGAACAUGCAUGUGAAGCAGGGGUCAACCCUGAAGAUCAAGGGAAAGAUCGAUAAUGAUGCAGACGGUUUUGUGAUUAAUCUGGGCCAGGGCUCGGAGAAGCUGAGCCUGCACUUCAACCCACGCUUCCGUGAGUCCACCAUCGUCUGCAACUCCAAGGACAGCGGCAAAUGGGGACAGGAGCAGCGGGACAAUCACCUGUGCUUCAGCCCAGGGUCAGAGAUCAAGUUCACCAUGAUCUUUGAGAGCAACGAGUUCAAGGUGAAGCUACCAGACGGGCACCAGGUGACCUUCCCUAACAGGCUGGGCCACAGUCACCUGAGCUAUAUGUGUGUGAAGGGCGGCUUCAACAUCACCUCCUUCAAGUACGAGUGAGCGGACAGCACAGGCACGAACCCCGUGAAGUGGACGGCCAGCUCCUGUCCCUCUGACCCCACCCUCCUUUGCCAAGCCUAAGGACAACAGGCUUAAGGUCCGGGGCCUGAGCCCCAGCACCACAGGGGAGCACCUUGGAUGGCACCAAGGAAGCGCCAGCGUGGUACAGCAUUGCUGUGGUAUCUCUCCCCUCUCUCCCUCUGAAAUAAAAAGAAUUGAAAAGUC
This is a messenger RNA of Erinaceus europaeus (western European hedgehog), 700 nucleotides long. RefSeq names its product galectin 2 (gene LGALS2). Lineage: Eukaryota; Metazoa; Chordata; Mammalia; Eulipotyphla; Erinaceidae. Gene Ontology annotation, molecular function: carbohydrate binding. Bases 80 to 475 code for a protein of 131 amino acids. The record is from RefSeq and is a predicted model, not a curated record. The transcript has 4 exons.